Eruca vesicaria subsp. sativa (arugula) is the source of this 2609-nucleotide messenger RNA. The record is from the annotation of a GenBank genome assembly. Lineage: Eukaryota; Viridiplantae; Streptophyta; Magnoliopsida; Brassicales; Brassicaceae.
UUGUCUCUGAGAUAAGGUCACUCCCCUCUGACCCCUUUUAUCAAAGCUCAACUCUGCAUCUCUCUCGCCGCCGGAAAAAAAAAUCCAAUUUUUAUUUUCCGGUCCUGAGAAACCUUCUUUGUUCCUCGUCGAGCUGAUUCGGAGAGAGGAAGAAGAAGAAGAAAGAUAAUUUUCUUGAAAAAAAAUGGCGCAGAUUCAGCAUCAGGGUCAGAAUGCCAACGGCGGAGUGGCGGUUUCCGGCGCCGCCGCCGCUGCUGUCGGAGCGGCGCAGCAGGGGACGACGUCUCUGUACGUCGGCGAUCUAGACCAGACCGUGACGGAUUCGCAGCUGUUCGAGGCGUUUAGCCAAGCUGGACAGGUGGUUUCUGUUCGUGUCUGUAGGGACAUGACGACAAGGAGAUCUCUUGGUUACGGAUACGUUAACUACGCCACUCCUCAAGAUGCUUCCAGGGCACUGAAUGAGCUGAACUUCAUGGCUCUCAACGGAAGGGCUAUUAGAGUUAUGUACUCUGUUCGUGAUCCAAGUGUCCGUAAAAGCGGACUUGGUAACAUCUUUAUCAAGAAUCUUGACAAAUCAAUCGACCACAAAGCCCUCCACGAGACAUUUUCUGCCUUUGGUCCUAUCCUGUCUUGCAAAGUGGCUGUUGAUCCCUCUGGCCAAUCAAAAGGCUACGGCUUUGUGCAGUACGACACUGAAGAAGCAGCUCAGAGAGCCAUUGAGCAAUUGAAUGGGAUGCUUCUUAACGAUAAGCAAGUCUACGUUGGACCCUUUGUUCACAAGCAGCAGAGAGAUCCUUCUGGUGAGAAGGUCAAGUUCAACAACGUCUAUGUCAAAAACCUCUCAGAGUCCUUGAGUGACGAGGAGCUGAAGAAAGUUUUUGAAGAGUUUGGAGUGACUACUAGCUGCGUUAUCAUGAGAGAUGGGGAAGGCAAGUCUAAAGGAUUUGGAUUUGUCAAUUUUGAGAAUUCGGAAGACGCGGCCAAAGCUGUUGAGGCUCUCAAUGGUAAGACAUUUGACGACAAGGAGUGGUUUGUUGGGAGAGCUCAGAAGAAGUCAGAGAGGGAAAACGAACUCAAACAAAAGUAUGAGCAAAGUUUAAAGGAGGCUGCAGACAAGUCUCAGGGGUCCAACUUGUAUGUUAAGAACUUGGAUGAGUCUGUCACAGAUGAUAAGCUCAGAGAGCAUUUUGCUCCCUUUGGAACUAUUACAUCAUGCAAGGUGAUGCGUGACCCUACUGGAGUGAGUAGAGGAUCUGGAUUUGUCGCAUUUUCAACUCCUGAGGAAGCAUCUAGAGCUAUUGCGGAGAUGAAUGGUAAAAUGAUUGUCUCAAAACCUCUAUAUGUCGCUCUUGCACAGAGGAAAGAAGACCGCAAAGCCAGGUUACAGGCUCAGUUUUCACAGAUGAGGCCAGUACCUGCGGUUGGUCCUAGGAUGCCAAUGUAUCCACCAGGUGGUCCACCAAUGGGUCAACAACUCUUCUAUGGCCAGGGACCUCCCGCUAUGAUUCCUCCUCAGCCUGGAUACGGGUAUCAACAACAGCUUGUACCCGGCAUGAGACCUGGUGGGUCACCGAUGCCAAACUUCUUCAUGCCUAUGAUGCAACAAGGCCAGCAACAACAGCAGCAACAACGACCUGGUGGUGGUAGAAGAGGUGGAGCUCUUCCACAACCACAACAACCUUCUCCUAUGAUGCAACCACAGCAGAUGCAUCCAAGGGGUAGAAUGUAUAGGUAUCCACAGAGAGAUGUAAACACAAUGCCUGGUCUUACUCCAAACAUGCUUUCUGUUCCUUAUGACGUGUCUGGUGGUGCUCAUCUUCGUGAUUCACCUGCUGCUUCUCAACCUGUUCCUAUUGGAGCUUUGGCUACAUCACUCGCUAAUGCAGCUCCAGAGCAUCAGAGAACGAUGCUUGGUGAGAAUCUGUACCCACUUGUGGAGCAGCUUGAGCCAGAAUCAGCAGCUAAAGUCACGGGAAUGCUUCUUGAAAUGGACCAAACCGAAGUACUACACUUGCUGGAAUCUCCUGAUGCACUUAAAGCUAAAGUUGCAGAGGCAAUGGAGGUUCUGAGGAGUGUAGCUCAGCAGCAGCAAGCUGGUGGUGCAGCUGAUCAGUUAGCUUCUCUGUCUCUUGGGGACAACAUCGUACCUUGAAUUCUCAAAGUACUUUGUUAGACUUUAUUUUGUCCUUCGUGGAGAAUCAGAUACAAAGAGUGGUUCUUGAAAGUUUUGGAUUCAUGUUUUUGUUUUUUGCCGAGAGAGCUUUUUAAUCUUUUAUACUUUGGGAAUCAUUUCUCUCAAUCUUUUUAUCUACACUUUACCCGUUCGAUAGAUCUUGUUUUGCUUUUAUCUAUCCGUUUUAAACUUCCUCAUAAAACGUUUGUUAAAGCGUUUGAUGAUCGUUGGUUUUGGUCACCAACGUUUUGUUGAUCAAAGUCCCAAAUGCAGCAAAACUAGCUUUGAUGUCAAAAGUCUAAUGAAAUGGUCCAAUCUCAUUUAGGCUUUAUUUAUUUAUUUAUUAUAGUUCAUUUAGUUUUGAUGGUAAAAAACAAUGUUUCAUCCAAAUUGUGUUUUUCUUUAUUUCUAUAUUGGGCAAAGGCUUUAUAUGUUU